Vigna unguiculata (cowpea) is the source of this 1548-nucleotide messenger RNA. Its product is annotated as putative purine permease 4. NCBI's taxonomy places the organism in Eukaryota, Viridiplantae, Streptophyta, Magnoliopsida, Fabales, Fabaceae. Gene Ontology annotation, cellular component: membrane. Gene Ontology annotation, molecular function: purine nucleoside transmembrane transporter activity. The record is from RefSeq and is a predicted model, not a curated record.
UCAAAGAAAACAAAAAUCUCUCUAUUCUCAAUCUACCAUCCAUGGCAACCACAUUGCCAUCUGCAACAUUGCAACAUCAUUCUGUCGCAAACCCUCAGCAGAAUGCAACAAACAAUGCUGAAACUGAAAUAGUUUAUGUAGAAGAAUCACUUCCAAAUCAUUCCUCAGCAGUGGAGAACAAAGAAAAGAACAAAGAAGAGAACAAUGAUGAGAACAAUGAUGAAGAUGAAAAGUCCACAACCAAUAAGAGGUAUAUGCCUCUUUUAAUCCUCAAUUACGUUCUACUUUUUGUUGGAUCACUCUCUGCGAGUUUGCUAUCAAAAUAUUACUUCGUUCACAGAGGCUCUAGCAAAUGGGUCUCUACAUGGGUUCAAAGUGGUGGCUUUCCCCUCCUACUCUUUCCCAUUUUUCUUCCAGUUCUCCUUAAAUCCACAAAGAGAAAACCUUUCUCAGAUUUCAACCAAAAGAUGUUCUUGUUUUCGAUUUUGGUUGGUCUCAUGUUAGGGUUUAAUAACCUUUUAAUCUCAUGGGGUGUGGCAUACCUUCCAGUCUCAACCUCAGCACUUCUUCUGUCCACCCAGUUAGUUUUCACUCUCAUUCUCUCUUCCCUCAUUGUGAAACAAAAAAUAACCUUUACAAACCUAAAUUGCGUGAUCCUCAUCACCAUUAGUUCCAUCAUUCUAGCCUUGGAUUCCAGUCACGAGAAGCCAUUAGGGCUCACAAACAAGAACUACUUCAUAGGGUUCUCUUGCACCAUCGGUGCAAGUUUGUUGUUUGCUUUGUAUUUGCCAGUGAUGGAGAAGAUCUACCAGAGGGUGAACUGCUACCAGAUGGUGAUGGAGAUGCAGCUCAUAAUGGAGAUUGCAGCAACAGUAUUGGCCACUGUAGGCAUGGCAUGUGACGGAGGGUUUUCUGACAUGAAGAAAGAGGCCGAGAGGGUUUUCGACAAGGGAACCGCAGUUUAUUGGGUAACAAUCUUGUCUACUGUGGUGACAUGGCAGUGUUGCUUUAUGGGAACUGCAGGAAUGGUUUUUCUGACAUCUUCUCUGAAUGGAGGGAUUUGUUCCACAGCUUUGUUGUCCAUAAAUGUGUUGGGAGGAGUGGUGGUUUAUAAAGAUGCCUUUGGAGGGUUUAAGGCUGUCUCAACUGUUUUGUGCAUCUGGGGUUUCUGCUCUUAUGUCUUUGGCAUGUACAUCAAAAUGAAGAAAAACAAGGUUGGAAGGAAGAACAACAACAAUGGACCUUCAACAGAGUUGAUCCCUAGAAGAAACUCUGGUGGAAUUAGUUGAACUGUAGAACUUUGAUACCUAGUUUGGCCUUGUCUUCAAUUUGGAACUUCAUUUUCGAAUCACAGAAACUGGUCAAUUAACUGUCAUGAAUGUUAGACAUCAUAGACGUAGAUCUUGUUUACAUGGUAUUGAACUUUUGCACAUCCCUAAUCUUUGUUAUUCACAAAAAUAGGACUCAUUCAUAUAUAAACGUGUAAUAAAUUUUCAAAUGUACUGGACCCGUCUUGAUUUACGUAUUUUUUAAAUAUAAUUAUAUUAG